Ogataea parapolymorpha DL-1 is the source of this 4656-nucleotide messenger RNA. RefSeq names its product Pentafunctional AROM polypeptide. Gene Ontology annotation, cellular component: cytoplasm. Lineage: Eukaryota; Fungi; Ascomycota; Pichiomycetes; Pichiales; Pichiaceae. The coding region runs from base 1 to 4656 and encodes 1551 amino acids. The record is from RefSeq and is a predicted model, not a curated record. Gene Ontology annotation, molecular function: 3-phosphoshikimate 1-carboxyvinyltransferase activity; 3-dehydroquinate synthase activity; shikimate kinase activity. Gene Ontology annotation, biological process: chorismate biosynthetic process; aromatic amino acid biosynthetic process. The transcript has a single exon.
AUGACGACUCGCGUUGAAAAAGUGAAAAUUCUGGGUGCAGAAACCAUCCAUGUCGGGUACCAAAUGAGAGAACAUGUGUGUGAGGAGAUCGUUGCAAACAAAGCCUCCUCUACAUAUGUGCUCAUCACCGACUCCAAUAUCGUCAAUGCCGGCCAUCUCGAUGCUUACAAGUCUAGCAUGCUGGGGGCCAUAAAUAGAUUGAGACCUGAAGCGCGGCUGCUGACUUAUGUGGUGUCGCCUGGCGAAUCCAACAAAAAUCGUGCCACCAAAGCCGCGAUCGAAGACUACCUGCUUUCUCAAGGAUGCACCAGAGACACCUUCAUUAUUGCUAUUGGUGGAGGAGUUAUUGGCGACAUGAUUGGAUUUGUGGCGGCAACUUUCAUGAGGGGCGUUCGGUUUGCCCAAGUGCCAACCACACUUCUCUCCAUGGUGGACUCCUCGAUUGGAGGAAAGACUGCCGUGGAUACUCCGCUGGGCAAGAACUUCAUUGGCUCUUUCUGGCAGCCAGAUUACGUUUUUGCAGACAUCUCUUUCUUGGAGACGCUACCGGAGCGCGAGUUCAUCAACGGUAUGGCUGAGGUGAUCAAGACUGCUGCUAUUUGGGACGAGGCCGAAUUCGCAAGACUGGAGAAGCACACAGAAGUUUUCUUAGAGGUUGUGAAAAAUAGAAAGCCAGAUAACACGGUGGACCUCACUCCUAUUCUAGACCACAUUUUCAAGCUUGUUUUGGGAUCAAUCAAAGUCAAGGCAGAGGUUGUCUCGCUAGAUGAGAGAGAGGGCGGUUUGCGGAAUCUUUUGAAUUUCGGCCACUCCAUCGGACACGCAUACGAGGCCAUCCUGACACCACAAGCUCUCCAUGGAGAGUGUGUCGCGAUCGGGGCUGUGAAGGAAGCCGAAUUAAGCAGAUACCUUGGUAUUUUACCUCCUGUUGGCGUUUCUCGACUCGCCAAAUGUUUUGCAGGCUAUGGGCUUCCAAUAUCUCUGGACGACAAAGUUUUGCAGAGCAGAAUUAAUGGCAAGAAGUGUCCCGUGGAAGUUUUGCUCAAAAAGAUGUCUGUGGAUAAGAAGAACGAUGGCUCCAAAAAGAAGGUGGUUUUGCUUAAAAGUAUUGGCGAAUGCUACGAGCCAAAAGCCUCUUAUGUCAAUGACGAGGACCUGAGAGUGGUUUUAACUGACGAAAUCCUAGUGAAGCCAUUUAAAAAUGUGCACCAGGACGUGGUGGUCACUCCGCCAGGCUCAAAAUCUAUUUCCAACAGAGCUCUGGUCAUGGCUGCUCUGGGUAAAGGUGUCUGCAAGAUUAAAAACCUGCUACAUUCGGAUGAUACCGCCCACAUGCUGACGGCAAUGACGGCACUAAAAGCGGCCACUGUGUCAUGGGAGGACAAGGGCGAAACGCUGGUUUUGAACGGGAACGGCGGCCAACUCGUGGCGUGCGACGAGGAGAUUUACCUAGGAAAUGCCGGUACCGCAUCGCGAUUCCUCACGUCUGUUGCCUCGCUCGUAGGCGUGAACGGUGACCUGGAUCACGUGGUUCUCACGGGAAACAAAUGGAUGCAGAAACGGCCUAUUGGUCCUUUGGUGGACGCUCUUCGGGAAAAUGGUUCGAGCAUUGAGUAUCAGAACAAUGAGGGCUCGUUACCGCUCAAGAUUCGAUGCGGAAAAGGGCUCAAGGGUGGCAGAAUUGAGCUGGAGGCCACGAUCUCAUCGCAGUACGUCUCGUCAAUUUUGAUCUGUGCUCCAUACGCUGACGAGCCGGUUACGCUGGCCCUAGUUGGUGGCAAGCCGAUUUCCCAGCUCUACAUCGACAUGACCAUCAGAAUGAUGAGCGCGUUCGGAAUCCACGUGACUAAGUCGACUACGGAAGAGCACACGUAUCACAUCCCGAAAGGCAGCUAUGUGAAUCCAUCCGAGUACGUUAUCGAGAGCGAUGCCUCAUCUGCUACUUACCCCCUGGCGUUUGCUGCCAUGAACGGCACAAAGUGCACUAUUCCCAACAUUGGUUCGGCCUCGUUGCAGGGCGAUUCUCGGUUUGCUGUCGAGGUGCUCAAACCUAUGGGCUGUAUCGUGACGCAGACAGAGACGUCUACGACUGUGCAAGGUCCUCCGGUGGGCCAGUUAAAGCCUCUACCGCUGGUUGACAUGGAGCCUAUGACAGACGCGUUUCUGACGGCGUCUGUGGUUGCUGCCAUUGCGAACGACCAGACUCAGACGACCUCGAUUGUGGGGAUUGCAAACCAGCGUGUCAAGGAGUGCAACAGAAUUGCAGCCAUGAGGAUCCAGCUGGCCAAGUUUGGUGUCAAGGCCGAAGAGUUGGAGGACGGUAUCAAGAUUUAUGGAAUCAACUACAAAGACCUCAAGACUCCUGAGAGGCCGGGAAUUUAUCCCUACGACGAUCACAGAGUGGCUAUGAGUUUUUCGCUGCUUGCUGGUUUCUGCAAAGAUCCAGUGAUCAUCCAGGAGAGAAGGUGCACUGCCAAGACGUGGCCCGGCUGGUGGGACGUUCUGCACACCCAGUUUGGAGCCCAGCUGGACGGCUACGAGCCGGAGCACACGAAAUCCGUUGUUGCACAGGGUAACGGCGACAGAAGCAUUGUUGUAGUUGGCAUGAGAGCUGCUGGCAAGACGUCGAUGUCCAAUGUGAUUGCGCAGCGGAUCGGCUUCAAGUACGUCGAUCUCGAUGACGAGUUCGAGAAGAUUGUUGGAAAAACCGUCAAGCAGUACGUGCAAGAGACCAGCUGGGAGGAGUUCAGACGGAAGGAGCUGGAGCUUACCAGAAAAUACCUGACGGAGCACGGUAGUGGUCACGUGAUCGCUACUGGCGGAGGCAUUGUGGAGACGCCAGAGGCCAGAGAGUUGCUCAAGGGCUAUGCCAAGACAGGCAUUGUUUUGCAUUUGCAAAGAGACAUUGGCGAAACCAUCUCUUUCCUUUCGGAAAAAGAUACCUCAAGACCAGCGUACCAGGAAGAAAUCCAGUCUGUGUGGCUGAGAAGACGCGGGUGGUACGACGAAUGCUCGAAUUACCACUUUUUCUCGCCUCAUUGCGGCUCUCCGCAGGAGUUUGACACUUUGAAGCGGUCGAUGGCGCUCUUCAUCGAGGAGAUCACCGGAAUCAAGUCCGUUGAGGUGCCGCAGAAAACUUCUUUCUUUGUGUGUCUUACGUAUCCAGACCUGAAGGAGGCUCUUGCGGAUCUUGAAGACAUUACCACCGGCUGUGACGCGGUGGAACUGCGUGUCGAUCUACUCAAAUCCUACGACGUCACAGAUGUUUCAGAGCAGGUUGGACUUUUGAGAAAUCACACUAGUUUGCCAAUCGUGUUCACUGUGAGAAGCGUUUCGCAAGGAGGAAAGUUCCCAGACGGUGACUACGACAAAGUGCAGGAGCUGUGCGAGUUGGCGUUCAAAUUAGGCGUCGGUUUCUUGGACCUCGAGCUGUCGCUUCCGGAGGGCCUAUUGGAUACCCUGUGCUCCAAAAGACGGUUCACUAAAAUCAUUGGGUCUCAUCACGACUUUGCCGGUGCAUUCAAAUGGGACUCUGCCGAAUGGGAGAGCAAGUACCUACUGGCAACACGUCUGAACGUCGACGUGGUGAAAUUUGUUGGAAUGGCCAAGGAGUAUAAGGACAAUUAUCUUUUGGAGCAAUUCAGAGAGUCUCACACAGAAAGACCUCUCAUUGCAAUCAACAUGGGCCAAUACGGACAAUACUCGCGUGUGGUGAAUCCUGUGCUUACUCCUGUGACUCACGAGCGUCUGCCAAAUGCCUCGGCUCCAGGCCAGUUGAGCAUCAAGCAGAUCUUCCAGGCACGGUCGCUGAUUGGACUGGAGACCCCAAAACACUUUUGUAUAGUCGGUGAGCCAAUUGGACACUCAAGGUCACCGGCCUUGCACCAAGCAGCCUACGAAGUGUUUGGCUUACCGCAUACAUUUGGAAAAUUCGAAACUUCCGACGCCCAGCUGGUCAAGGAAAAAGUGCUGUCUGACCCCAACUUUGGUGGCUGUGCCAUCACCAUUCCACUAAAGGUCGACAUGAUGAAGUACGCCGACGAGCUUUCUGAGUCUGCCAAGACCAUUGGUGCCAUCAACACUCUGAUUCCUCUUGGAAACGGAAAAUUCAGGGGAGAUAACACCGACUGGCUAGGAAUCACGCAGUCGUUCACCAACAAUGGCUGCACCUCCAAAAUUACCGGCAACGGCCUGGUGAUCGGUGCCGGUGGAACUUCACGUGCUGCUGUAUUUGCUUUGCAUCAGAUGGGUUGCCAGAAAAUAUACGUUUUGAACAGAACGGCUUCCAAGAUUGCAGAUAUUAAGGCCCAUUUCCCGGAGUCGUACAAUAUCGAGAUUCUCGAUUCUCUCGAGUCCGUGAAAAAAAUCGACCAGAUUUUGCUUGUCGUGUCCACUAUUCCAGGCUACAACGAGAUCGAGCUGGCUUUCCAGGAAAAGAUCGAGACUGCCCUAUCGAAAGGUGGCAGCCCCAAAAUGCUUUUGGAAGCCGCUUACAAGCCUCUCGAGACCCCGAUCAUGAAGCUGGCUAGCACGAAGUACGGAUGGAAAGUCAUUCCCGGUAGAGAAAUGCUAGUCAACCAGGGCAUCCACCAGUUUGCUCGUUUCAACGGACUAAAACCGCCGUUCGAACCAGUCUAUGAGGCUGUGAUUAGAUAA